Messenger RNA from Gasterosteus aculeatus aculeatus (three-spined stickleback), 980 nucleotides. It is a transcript of the gene s100t, whose product is annotated as S100 calcium binding protein T. The record is from RefSeq and is a predicted model, not a curated record. Gene Ontology annotation, molecular function: calcium ion binding; transition metal ion binding; calcium-dependent protein binding. NCBI's taxonomy places the organism in Eukaryota, Metazoa, Chordata, Actinopteri, Perciformes, Gasterosteidae. Gene Ontology annotation, cellular component: cytoplasm.
GAUAUCCUAACUUCCAUACAGAGAGUAAGCCCACUCAUAAAGUAUUCAUACAUGGCAUUUGAGUUUGGCUUGUGGACACACUUCAAUUUACCUAAUACUGUAGUUACAUUUCCAUUCAUUUUUCCAUUGACGGCAUGUUGUCCCUGAAGAAGGGGGGCAGAAGCACCUUCCAUGUGUCCAUUUAGAGCACAGCAGGUGUCUGAUGCGUAAACAGAGAUGGAGGAGGGCGCGUAGGUGGGAUGGGUGGACUGAGGCACGUAUUUAAGACGGCGUCCCUCUCAUCCUCCUCAUUAGUCGCUCUUGCCUUUUCUCUGUACACUUGACCAGCAGGCCGUCGCUCCUCCUCAGAAUGUCCAUGCCCAACUCCGAGAACGCCUCCACCCUGGAGAACGCCAUGCAGCUCCUGAUCCAGACGUUCCAUAAGUACUCUGGGAACGAGGGGGACAAAUACACACUGAGCAGGGCUGAGCUCAAGGAGAUGCUUACCGCAGAGCUUGGCAACUACUUGGGGAAUGCCCAGGAUAAGGAGGCGGUGGACAAGGUGAUGGGGGACCUGGAUUCCAACAACGACGGAGAGGUGGAUUUCACAGAGUUCAUCAUACUGGUCGGAGCUCUCACCGUGGCGUGUAACGACUUCUUCCUGGAGUACAACGACAAGCCGGCGAAGAAGUAGCGGACGCGAAGACGUCUGCAAGGCCACGUGAUCAGGAGGGGAAACAGUUCAGACAGGAGAGACGGUCAUCAUCUCAUGGACAUUCACACACACACACGUCUAACAGCCACCAAAGCAGUAAAUGUCCAAUCGUUACAUUACUCCAGCUGUGUGUUUUGCAAUGUGAACAUCUGAAGAGUUUAAGUCGGUUUCAACACUUUUCAUUGUUGAAUAUAUGAAUACUUCUCUCUUUCUUUUGGGCUUUUUGUGUAUUUUAUAACACAUUCAAGCAAAGGAAUGAAUAAAUGUGCCCCUUUACUCAAACUAU